UCAGUUACAAUACCAAAAAAGAAAGAUAUUCUCAUAUUAAAUAAAAAAAUUGAAAACUUCCAGAUUAUGAAACAAUUUUGGUUAAACAUAAUACACACUCAAACAGUGAAGUUGGAUUUAGUUCAACUUUAUUUCAACAUCAUACCAAACAUCUUCCCGUAGCAACAGGUUGCCCUCCACUGGCCGAGACGAAGAAGAGUGCAUGCAGAUACGGGAAAAAGGUAAUAAAAAAAAAGAACCACGCCAAACCUGCAGCCCGACCUCCCUGAAGCACUAGCGGAGCCACAGCAGCAGAUCCGACCCGGCAUCGGCAACCAGUUCGAAGAAACACGUCGUCGAAGACGGUCAGACAUUGCGUACGCGGAUUCGCGACUACCUAACCAAACACGCUCAACGAUUUUUGCCGAUCGUCGAUCGUGCAAUUUGCGCGUGCGCAACUUCACAUCUCGCCUCAUCGUGUAUUGAUCUUCGUCAUCAGUAGUGACCGCCAGCGUUUGCUAGUGUUCGUACACUUCAUUCAUUCUUGAUCGCAAGCAACGGGGUUCGUUUCAUUCAUCGCGUUGCUUACUCAUUUCGGAAAACUGCGUGCUCCGGCGUAGUGAUCGCGAAACGUGUACUUGAACGUACGUGAAUCUAUACCUCCGGGAGUUUACCAGUGAUCUCGACGUACACAGUGCAGCAGUGCUUUUGAAGCUGUAGUGUUUUGCGAGUGCUUAGGGUGUGUGUAUGUGCGUGUAGGGUGAAAGAUUUAAUUGAAAAUCAUUCAAUCAGCAAGGUUAUCAUACCGUUUGUGCGCAGUGUGUACGGCCGGAAACGGUCGCCUUCCUUAUCCGAGUUCUAUCGCAAACUUCAAAGCGACGUUAAACUUUGCCCACUUCCUAGCAUUCUUCUCCGUCUUGCUACGGAACACGCCGCGGUAACAAAACAACAAACCCCAGUACGGAAUACGAAAAUGUAUCAUUUAAUGAGAUUUCCUUAAUUUAUGGAUUAGAAAAGUCAAUUGUUCGACGGGAUUGCCUUUUGCAGUCUACACCAGUUUGCCGUUGUAGGCUUUUCGGCGGUUGCGGGGUGCAUUUCCGCCGACCGUGUUUUUGUUCCCCAUUCCGCCAAGGGGUAUCUACCCUCGUCUCAUUUUUCCCCACCUCCCUCCCCGUCCGCGUCGUGCUCAAUCGUUUCGACCGUCUUGUAUCGGAGCGGAGUCGGAAUUUCGAAUGUGUACCGCGUUUCCAUCCGUUUCGCCCGAAACCGUAGGCGCACCAGCGACGAGCAGUGCGGUGAAUGGCGUGCAGCCAUAAAAAUUGUGAAAAGCUCAUUAAAACAAAAGCUUGCCGGCGGUACACAGCGCCACGGAAGCGCUAGUGCCCGGUGUUGGGCACUCCACGCCACCGGUUUCGGCAAAAUCUAAAAACGAAACAUAGUCAACGUACGAGCAAAACGUGCCGCGGUGCGUGCUGCGGACAAACUGAACUAUUCGGUGCUGCGUGCGAUAAAACGCGACUCAAAACCCGCGCACACCCGCAUUACACAGCUCACUCACUCGAAGAUGCUGACGAUGGCACGGAAUCGACGAUCGUGGGGCUUCUCAAUGUGGGAGCUGCCGGUAUCGCAGAUGCUGCCACUGAUACUGCUAGCCGCGGCCAGCUUCACCGUGCGUUCAUGUGACGCUUCUUGUUACUUCCCGUUCGAGUUCCAGGGUGGUUACAUUACCCAGAACACGGUCACACCGGAGGGUGCGGUCAGGUAUAGCCGCAUCAACAUUACGGAGAAUGCGAUCCCACUGUGGGGCAUGUGUCACAAGCGGCGGGAUAACAACGUGAUCCUGAUGACCGGUUCGGAGGAGGCAAGCUGUUACCGCUGCUUUCACCUUAAGCUCGUCUCGAAGAACGUACUCCGGGUGCUGGCGGCCGAUAAAGAUUACCUCUCCAAGUGUCACACGAACGAGGAGAAAGCGCUCGCCUCCUGUCUGACGGACGAGGAUUUGCUUAACGAGGCAAAGAAUACCGAGAUCAUCCUAUACAAAUUCCACGAAUGGGAUGGUGCUGAGGUACGGCAGGAGUACUGUCCCAUCCAUGGCCGUUACCGGAUGACGUACAGUGUCGAUAGCAGCGAUACUACGGAUGGCAUCGAAUGUGAUUCGGUCGAGUCGGAGGUGGAUAACUGCCCGUCCGGGUCAGCGUUAAAUUUGCGCUUCCGCAACUGUGCCUUCCCCGAUCGGGAGGUAACGUUCGAAUGUUUGGGACACUGGCGUGGCUUCGGUAAUCGGAACUAUCUCGCACUGCUCAGUACGGGCAAUGAGUCGCGCCUAGGACCCAAGUAUCGUUGCGCCACCUACACGGAAAACCCGAAGACGGGUGAGAUCGAGAUCUCGUUCAGCCGCGACUCGACCUGCCGGGCGAUCGAGCGCCAGUAUGUGCGUCAUCCAAACUCGCGAUACACUAACGGCAAUGGCAUUGGGAGUGAGUAUCAUCACGAGGUGCUAACGUUGCGCCCGAUUCCACUCGAGUUCGGACCGGUCACACAAUACUGCAGCUUUCCUAGCUGGCUAAUCGGACGCUGGGAGCAUGUGAUCGUCAAUCAGAACCAACUGAUCUACAAAGACCACAACACCUUCAAGACGUACACGAUGAAGUGCGUCAAGAACUACACCAACCACGACUCCAACAAGUACAUCGUCUACAGCCAAACGCAAUGUGGCGAGGAGAUGUACCAGUGUUUAAAAAUCGAACGGCGCGAUACGAAUGUGUUCGAGUUUCAGAUAAGCAACCGCCAAUCGGCCAACUACACCGCCACGAUUUGUAACGAUUUCUACUUCAACGAUGAAGGAUGGUUAACGCAGGGUCGGCUGGAUAGCAAUGAUAUCGUAUCGCCGUGUCCCAUUAUUGGCGAAUUUUCGGGCAUUAUUCCGGACGACGAAGGUCUGUGCGCGAAGCUGUCGUCCGAGUGUGAGUCACAGGACAUUAUGUACUAUCAAAUCUCGGCUUGCGAUUACAUGAACGAAGUGUACGAAGAACGCGAAUAUCGCUGCCUUGGCCAGUGGACACAUCGGAACAUUGUGUACACGUACACCCAGCGACGGGACGUUGGUACGUACGAAUGUUUCGUCGGCACGAUGCUCUCCGAGCGGCAGAUCUUCAUCAAGGAGGCAGGUGAACACUGCCAGCGAGACGUCAAUCCGCACCGGUUCGGCAUGGAGCUGAACAAGGUGGCCCAUUGUACGCAGCCCGAGGUAUUCAAGUCACCGGGCCGGCCCACCCACAAGUACUCGGACGUGCCCCAGCCAACCCAACGUCCGGGCCUGACGAAUGGUGGUAGUGGUGGUGGUGCCGGCGGGCAUACGGGCAUCCUCGCUGGCACCAAUGGUAAUCACUUCCACCAAAGUUCCUCACCGUCCGCGGUGCCCAACUCGACGCCCGCUCCACCGUCCAGCGUUACUACCGGACGCAUCGGUAAUAACGAUGGUAGCCGAGGCGGUAGCACUAGUGACGGUAGCAGUAGUAGCGGUGGAGCUGCCGGUGGCAACAUCUAUCCCCCGUAUAAGACUAAUUCCAAACACGAACCGGCCUCGGUAAAACCGGGCACCGUCGGCUCAACGGCCACGCAUGUACAGUCGCACUAUACCUAUUUAUUGUUAGCAACGUUUAUCUGUGUUAUUCUAGGUUGUAAGAAAAUUAGCUGUUAAACCAAUUACCAAUUGUACACAAAGGACACAAAUUGAAGCAAACAAAAAAACAUCAUGAACAUCAUCCUAUCGAGAGAAGAAAACAAAAUUCAACUCCCUGCUUGUA
Molecule: messenger RNA, 3785 nt
Organism: Anopheles funestus (African malaria mosquito)
Lineage: Eukaryota; Metazoa; Arthropoda; Insecta; Diptera; Culicidae
Exons: 6
Coding region: 1544-3679 (711 amino acids)
Source: RefSeq, a predicted model, not a curated record